UCAAAACAUCAACAUUGCCGCCAUUUUCGAUUCAGUUCUGAACAAAAACAGAAAGAUAAAUGUUGAAAGACAAAAUAAAUCAAAAUGCCAAGAGAAAUCAUAACGCUACAGCUAGGACAAUGUGGAAAUCAAAUUGGUAUGGAAUUCUGGAAACAGCUUUGUUCUGAGCAUGGAAUCAGUCCUGAGGGUAUACUUGAGGACUUUGCAACAGAGGGUACAGACAGGAAAGAUGUAUUUUUUUAUCAGGCUGACGAUGAACAUUAUAUUCCCAGAGCAGUUUUAUUGGAUUUAGAGCCCAGGGUUAUCAACUCUAUAAUGAACUCUCCGUAUGCAAAUUUAUAUAAUCCAGAAAAUGUCUACCUCUCAAAGCAUGGAGGAGGGGCUGGUAAUAACUGGGCUAGUGGAUAUACACAGGCAGAGAAACUAUAUGAAGAAAUAUUUGAUAUAAUAGACAGAGAAGCAGAUGGCAGUGACAGUCUGGAGGGUUUUGUCCUUUGUCAUUCAAUAGCAGGUGGAACAGGAUCAGGAAUGGGAUCAUAUUUAUUAGAAAGAUUAAAUGACAGAUUUCCCAAAAAAUUAAUCCAGACUUAUUCAGUAUUUCCAAACUUAGAUGAAAUCUCAGAUGUUGUUGUGCAACCAUAUAAUUCUUUAUUGACCCUUAAAAGACUGACACAGAAUGCAGAUUGUGUUGUUGUAUUAGAUAAUACAGCUUUACACAGAAUAGCAGCUGAUAGAUUACACAUAGACACUCCAUCCUUUGCACAGAUUAACCAACUGGUAUCAACAGUAAUGUCAACCAGUACAACAACAUUACGGUAUCCAGGCUACAUGAACAAUGAUUUGAUUGGACUGAUAGCCUCCCUUAUACCAACACCAAGGUUACAUUACUUAAUGACAGGCUACACACCUCUGACAACUGCUGCACAGGUAGCUAGUGUCAGAAAAACAACAGUUUUAGAUGUGAUGAGAAGGUUGCUACAACCUAAAAACAUGAUGGUAUCUACCCCUGUACACAGACAAGCUAAUCAUUGUUAUAUAUCUAUAUUAAACAUUAUCCAGGGAGAAGUUGAUCCUACACAGGUACACAAGAGUUUACAAAGAAUUCGAGAACGUAAGCUAGCACAGUUUAUACCUUGGGGACCAGCAAGUAUACAAGUAGCUUUGUCAAGGAAAUCACCCUACAUACAGACAGCCAACAGAGUCAGUGGAUUAAUGUUGGCAAAUCAUACUAGCAUUUCAUCAUUGUUUGAAAGGACAUUAAAUCAGUUUGAUAAGUUAAGAAAAAGAGAAGCCUUUAUGGAUCAGUUUAAAAAGGAGUCAAUAUUUAAAGACAAUUUGGAUGAGUUUGAUAAUUCAAGGGAAGUAAUUCAACAGUUAGUGGAUGAAUAUCAAGCAGCAACAAAGCCUGACUACUUAGCAUGGGGCACACAACAGCCUACAAAGAAGUGAUAAAUGAAAUGUAAUGCGUCUGGAUCAGUGGAUAGAAUUUGAAGGAUGAUAAAUGAAAAGAAUCUCACCUAACCCACCAUUACAUGUCUGUGAUCUGACUUGUUUUAAGUGCUAUUGCCAUUUGUCUUACCACAAUGUGUUAGAGUUAGACACUGAUGGUUUUGUAAAAUGAUUUAAAGACACAAAUAGCCAAUGAAAUAUUCUAGCAAUAAAUGUUUGCUUAAAAGAAGAUAUUUAUAGGGAAUAGACAGUGAACUAUUUGUAAUAUAUGAGAAGUAUUCUGAUUAGAAAACUGAUACUGUUAUGAUUGCUUUUAACCUGUCUUCAUAGAAGCGAGGUAUAACUCUUCCUUUGUUUGUCUGCCCUUCCAUUUUGAUCAAUUUGAAGAUUUUAAAUUUAAAUUAUUUAUAUUUUUACAAAGGGAUUGCAUAAGGACUCAGUCUAUAUAUAUGAAGUUUUGUGGAUUCUUUUAAAAAGGGAUGCCUUUUUACAUUCAUUGCUCAUUAACUUCUACUUUACUGAUUACUUAUUAAUUACUACCCAUAAUGACCAUGUAUGACAUUUUUGUCCACAAUUAUAUAUUCAGUAACUCAAUAUUCAUGUAGUCAAAUUUUAAAUGUUUCAAAUUAAAUCACUCCCUCACCAGCUUUCUACUUUCAUAGAAGAGGUAUCAAUCAGCAAUAGUGGUACUUUAUUUUGUUUAUUGUUAAUAUUAUAAUUAUAAUGAUGAUAUAAGCAAGGUUUCCAUCAUCACAUAUUAAGAAUAUGUCACAAUAUUACUUGAUAAUAAUGUAUUAUACUGUAUGUGGAUUUGUCUUAAACAUUGUUUGUAAGAUGUUUGAAAUCUUUGAUAUUUGAAAACAAAUUCUCUGCUCAGUGUAUUUUAAUUUUACAUUCAUCAAAUGUUUUAAGUUUUCUAGUAAUAAAAGGGAAUUUCAAAGGGAUGGACAGAAUACAACACAUGUAUCUGACCAGACUGUCAUUAGGAUAUCAUUGAUUAUGUAAAAAAUCUGGCUUAAAUGAUCUUAAAUGCAAGAGAGUAUUUUCGUGUUAAUUGAAAAAUACAAGUAUUUUUGUAUUA
Mytilus trossulus (common blue mussel) is the source of this 2530-nucleotide messenger RNA. RefSeq names its product tubulin gamma-1 chain. Gene Ontology annotation, cellular component: centrosome; cytoplasm; nucleus. Bases 85 to 1449 code for a protein of 454 amino acids. Gene Ontology annotation, molecular function: GTP binding; structural constituent of cytoskeleton. Lineage: Eukaryota; Metazoa; Mollusca; Bivalvia; Mytilida; Mytilidae. Gene Ontology annotation, biological process: mitotic sister chromatid segregation; cytoplasmic microtubule organization; mitotic cell cycle. The record is from RefSeq and is a predicted model, not a curated record. The transcript is spliced from 14 exons.